AUGAUGACGUUACGGGUGAUAAUUACUUGCGUAUCUACCUCAGGUGGUCCACUGAUCAGUAGCAUUUCAUUUGAGAGAAGGGAAUCGACAGUAUCUUUCUUACGGUUUGUGGCUAGGAAAGUCGCCGGAUGGGUAACUGUAGAUAUUGAAGACUACGAAGAUCACUCUGGAAAUGAUGAGAUUAUCCAAACUCUGUUGUGUUUUCCAAAAAUUAGGGGCAUCAUUUUUCGUCGACCUCGAUGUUUUUGCUCCAUGUGUUCUGCACUGGUCACACACGCUGGUCCCGAUGUACAAAUAGUUGAACAUUGUGGAGAUAGCUCAGACAGCGAUGGAGAUACAUUUUACUGUGAAGAGGCGACUACUGGUAGCGCAGAUUCAGAGCUAGAUAGUUAUGAUGAUCUUUGUCUCCGGGAUGAAGACGACUUUUGA
This is a messenger RNA of Necator americanus (New World hookworm), 429 nucleotides long. RefSeq lists its product as uncharacterized. The coding region runs from base 1 to 429 and encodes 142 amino acids. The record is from RefSeq and is a predicted model, not a curated record. The transcript is spliced from 6 exons. NCBI's taxonomy places the organism in Eukaryota, Metazoa, Nematoda, Chromadorea, Rhabditida, Ancylostomatidae.